AUGGCUGCCGUCCAGGACAUGUGGUCGUCGUUGGCCACAAAGGCCCCAGCCUCCUCAUCCUCCUCAGACUCCUCCUUCACCUCUGACAAGAUCCCCCUUCACACCGGCCUCCUCUCCGUCUCCCAGCUGCCCAACAUCGCCGGCUCCAUCCCCUGGGUCGGCCACCUCCUCGGACUGCAGAAUGACAGCGCUCGCUAUGUCAACCGCCUCCUGGCCUCCACCGCAGCCCCCAUUUUCACCAUCAACAUCCCCUUCAAGCGCAUCAUCGUUGCCAGCCCGUCCAUGGACCGCAGCCUCUCGCGCCACACCUCAGAAACGGGACUUGCGCAGAUCCUCGCCUACGUCGGUCCCCGGGUUUUCAGCCUGGGCCCGGAGACUAUCCGUGUCAUUCUUGACGCUAACCCUCGGCCCUUGCACAAGGUCGAGUUUGGCGACAUGGAAAACUUGAAGGCCCUCUCUGAGCGCUCUGGCACGUUCGUCUGGGACCAGAUGAACCAAAUGCCCUUCCACAGCGAGGUUGACCUUGCCCACUGGAUGUUUGGCAUGACCGUUUCCGCCACCGCGAGUGCUGUCUGGGGCGUUCAGAACCCCUGGCGCAUGGAUCGCGAGUUUGCUGAAGAGUUCAUGAACCUGAGCGAGACCUUUGACUCUCUUUCUCGACCAGUUGCGUGGCUCACUGCUCGGUCAGCUUACAAGUCCCGCAAGUUUCUCACGGACCGACUCCGCGCAUUCCACGCUGAGCACCGCGAGGCGCGCGUCCAGACUGUGGCCCAUGCAAUCAACGUCGUCGCCCACUCAGACUCAAACUGGGAGACGAACCCGGACUACUUCAACAUUGAGAUGGUUUCUGCCCUCGGUCUCCUUGCCACCCCCAGCACCCUUUCUGUCUGGCUGAUGCGUCAUCUGCUGGCCACCCCUGAGCUGAUGCGCGUCAUUGUCGAAGAGGUGCAGCAACUCAAGGACGUCCAGGGGGAACUUUCGGGUGCGCCGAGAUUAGAUCUCACUGAUGUGCGUACUCUUUGCCCCUGGCUCGUAGCAUCCUGGUACGAGAAUCUUCGCCUGCACAUGACUGGUGUUCCCCGUCUGGCCCGCCACGACUUCAACCUCAACCUCCCCGGCUCAGAUCCCCUGGCUGUGUCACAAGGCGACAUCUUCCUGCUCCCCAUGUGCGCCUCUAACCUCGACGCCAUGACGUGGGGCCCUGACGCUGCUUCCUUCGUGCCCGGCCGCUUCAUCAACCACAACGGCGAGCUCAACAACGCCCUGAUCCGCAAGGUGCGCGCCUUCGGCGUUGCUGGCAACCUGUGCCCUGGGCGAGUAUUUGGGUUCGAGGUGGCCAUGAUGAUGAUCGCAGGCACCCUGCGCACCUUCGACGUCCAGAGCGUUGACGGCAGCAACUUCUGGGUGCCCGGUGUGCGGAAGGGCUUUAACGUGGGCUUUGAGCGAUACGCGGAUGAUAUCAAGGUGGUGUUGGUGAGGAGGUGA
Messenger RNA from Ilyonectria robusta, 1485 nucleotides. Its product is annotated as cytochrome P450. The record is from RefSeq and is a predicted model, not a curated record. Bases 1 to 1485 code for a protein of 494 amino acids. The transcript is spliced from 3 exons. NCBI's taxonomy places the organism in Eukaryota, Fungi, Ascomycota, Sordariomycetes, Hypocreales, Nectriaceae. Gene Ontology annotation, molecular function: monooxygenase activity; oxidoreductase activity, acting on paired donors, with incorporation or reduction of molecular oxygen; heme binding.